Messenger RNA from Dicentrarchus labrax (European seabass), 3389 nucleotides. RefSeq names its product solute carrier family 38 member 9 (gene slc38a9). The record is from RefSeq and is a predicted model, not a curated record. Gene Ontology annotation, molecular function: amino acid transmembrane transporter activity. Bases 350 to 2029 code for a protein of 559 amino acids. The transcript has 15 exons. Gene Ontology annotation, biological process: amino acid transmembrane transport. NCBI's taxonomy places the organism in Eukaryota, Metazoa, Chordata, Actinopteri, Moronidae.
CACAGAGGAAGAAGAGGAGCUAGACGCGAAGAGGACAGAAAAGCAGAAGAAGACUAAUAACAACAAGACGGACACAGCUUGCCUCUCAUUAGGAGGGAAUAAACUUUCAAUUAAUCAUUUCACUCCCUCUGCAGUCGUACCGCCGUCAGUAAAAGCUAGCUGUCAUUUGUAUAUUAAUUUAUUUUUGGAGCAUUAUGUUAGCAUGGUGCCGCUGUGAGCUGACGUUUGACUUUUAGCCCAACUUCUGACAUUUGCUGACACAGCAAACCUGAGAUGAGCUGAAGACAGUGGGAAGGAGCACCUCAUUGCAGACUUUGUCAGGUGACGAGAGUUGAGAGUCAGAGCUAUCAUGGAGGACGACUGCAAGCCUCUCCUGAACUCAGAGCAGCCUGUAGAGAGCUACUCACACAGAGGCUCUACAGACUCACUGGACUUCAAGGCUAAAAGGCCUUUUCACGUAGAGCCAAAAAACAUCGUAGAAGAUGACCCGCAGGAGAGAGUCUCUGCUGAGGCUGCCAUCCUCAACAGCAGAGUCCACUACUACAGCAGAUUGACAGGCUCAUCUGACAGGCUGCUAAGUCCUCCAAACCAUGUUAUCCCCCGGCCAGAGGAGAUCUACAUCUACAGCCCACUGGGUACAGCUUUCAAGGUGACAGGCAGUGACCAGUCCUCCAAAAACCCCAGUAUCAUCACCAUUUUUGCCAUAUGGAACACAAUGAUGGGCACAUCCAUACUCAGUAUACCUUGGGGUAUAAAGCAGGCUGGUUUCACUCUGGGGAUCCUCAUCCUCAUCUUCACAGGCCUGCUGAUGCUCUACUGUUGUUACGUUGUCCUCAAAUCACCAAAGGCAAUACCCUAUGUGGACACAUCCGACUGGGAAUUCCCUGAUGUUUGUAGGUACUACUUCGGCAAGUUUGGCCAGUGGUCCAGCUUGUUCUUCUCGAUGGUGUCACUUAUUGGAGCCAUGGUGGUUUACUGGGUCCUCAUGUCCAAUUUCCUCUUCAACACAGGACAGUUUAUCCACAACUAUGCUUACAAUGUCAACAUGUCAGAUUCAGAGUUUGGAACCAAUGGCUCUGAUAGAGUCAUCUGUCCAUACCCAAACACUGACCCCGGAGGCAACUUCACCAUCAGCACACAUUACCUCGAUAACAGUGGAAAUGAUACUUCUGAUGUCGGCUCUUUUGAACACUGGUGGAGCAAAACUAACACCAUCCCCUUCUACCUGAUCAUCCUGCUGCUGCCACUGCUCUGCUUUCAUUCAGCCUCCUUCUUUGCAAGGUUCACCUUCUUAGGCACCAUAUCAGUGAUCUACCUGAUUGCACUGGUCACUGUUAAAGCUGUCCACCUUGGGUUCCAUCUAGAGUUCCACUGGUUUGACACAACCCAGUUCUAUGUUCCAGAGUUCAGACUGCUCUUCCCUCAGCUGACUGGUGUCCUCACUUUGGCCUUCUUCAUUCACAACUGCAUCAUCACAUUAAUGAAGAGCAACAAGCACCAAGAGAACAAUGUGCGGGACCUCUCUGUGGCUUAUCUUCUAGUAGGACUGACCUAUCUAUAUGUGGGAGUUUUGAUCUUUGCUGCCUUUCCCGCACCUCCUCUCUUCAAAGACUGCAUUGAACCGAACUUCUUAGAUAACUUCCCCAGCAGUGAUGUGAUGGUGUUUGUGGCUCGGACCUUCCUGUUGUUCCAGAUGAUCACAGUCUACCCCCUUUUGGGAUACUUGGUGCGGGUCCAGAUGAUGGGCCAGAUAUUUGGCAAUCAUUACCCCAGUUUCUUCCAUGUUCUAGCUUUGAACAUCUUAAUUGUUGGAGCUGGUGUCCUGAUGGCCAAGUUUUAUCCCAAUAUUGGAUCCAUCAUAAGGUUUUCUGGAGCAACAUGUGGCUUGGCUUUAGUGUUUGUCUUUCCUGCCUUGGUCCAUAUGAUCUCCCUACGAAGGCAGGGGUUGCUCCGCUGGCCAUCAGCCCUCUUCCACAUUUGCCUGAUCUUGCUCGGCAUUGCCAACCUGCUAGGUCAGUUCUUCAUGUGAGAGUCAGACACUCUUAACUGUUCAGAAGCCAGAUUAAAAGGUGUGAUUUGAAAUUAGAUGUAGAAUAAUGUGCAUAACCGCACUUAAGUCAUGGCCACCAAAAUAAUGCUUAGAUAAACCACGGCAGCCUUCAGCCAGUCAGAUUAAAUGUCUGUGUUAUAAGAUUAAAUAUCGCACACUUCCUGUAGUACAAGUGAUGGCCUGUGAUUUGUAGAGGUUUCAGGGCAACAACAUGAAUCCAGUGUCUUCUUUUUAUAAAAGUAUUUUUUUAUUUUCUUCAUGCAGUCCAGCCAGUGGAUGAAAUCUUCCUCAUAAAUAAUUUCUCAGAUGAUACUGUUGUUUAUACCUGCCUAGACUGAUCCCAGACAGCUUGCAUAGACACACUGUGAACUGUUCUGAAACUGUCUUUGAUAACAUCAGCAAGAUGUAGCAAGAUUUCAGGAACAUUUGGAAUAUGGGACACUAUUGAGAGCUAUAAGACAACCAGGGGAGCAUCUUGUUAUUUAAAUUCAUACAGUACAGUUAACUCUACAAUUAAUACUUUUUGUAACAGUGAAUCAAACACCAAUUUUACCUUGCAGGGAAAUAUCAACUAAAUCUGUAGCUCCGCUUAGCUUUACAGGGGUUUAUAGUGGUUUUUAGCUCAUUGUUUCGCUGUCUGACCCACAGCUAUACUGGUUUGGUUCAUUGUCACAGCUCUCAUAGCGUUGUUUUCAGGGAAACAUCUCUAAAGCUCUGUUGUACACUACUUCCUCAGCACCAGUUGGUAGAGACCAAAAACUGAGCUAAAAUUGAGUUUAUAUUGAACUUAGAUUGAUCAGGUGACACAAAAACCACUCCAACGUUACUGCUGCUCCUGAACGUGUAAAUAAGCAACUGUUUGCUGACAAGAUCAACUUAAAAGGUGAUGAUGUGUCGAUGUUGUGUUCACAAUUGGAAUUGUUUCCACUUCCCCCAAGUGAACAAAAAAUCAGUUACUGCAGGUUAAAAUUUGUUACAUGAGAAGCUUCACAGCUGAAUUUUAUGAUCAUUGAGUUCACCAGGGAAUUUACUAACUUUGUGAUUAUGUAACCUGUGUAUAUGUAUUGUUGUGUGCAUAUUUUUUGAAGAAACAUUUGGCACAGUCUUUUAAUUUUUAUGAAGUGUUGAUUUACAUGUAUGACAUGUUUACAUGAUUCCUAGAUGAUGUGUCCAAUGUGUUAUAUUUUACUAAUGAUAGGAUAGACAAAGGGAAUAUGUGUGUGAAAAUAAACCAUCUCAGUCUGUAAGAAUUGUAGUUUCCUGUUUGCUUUUACUCAUCAUUAAAUAAUAAUUAGGGACCGAGCCAGCAACCGGCAAGGUCCCUAUUGUUUUUGCUUGA